Molecule: messenger RNA, 5170 nt
Organism: Micropterus salmoides (largemouth bass)
Lineage: Eukaryota; Metazoa; Chordata; Actinopteri; Centrarchiformes; Centrarchidae
Gene: mef2aa
Product: myocyte enhancer factor 2aa
Exons: 11
Coding region: 403-1872 (489 amino acids)
Biological process (GO): cell differentiation; heart development; positive regulation of transcription by RNA polymerase II
Molecular function (GO): protein dimerization activity; RNA polymerase II cis-regulatory region sequence-specific DNA binding; DNA-binding transcription factor activity, RNA polymerase II-specific
Source: RefSeq, a predicted model, not a curated record
CAGAGAGACCAAGGGACAAGAGGAAGAACAGGGUGUGAAGACAGGCCUCUUAGGGCUCGGAGGGAAGCAUCCAAAGCCAGCUGGUCUGGCUUUGAGGUAAAUCAAUGGGCAAGUGAAACAAAGGCAGCAGAAAGAAAAGGAAGACUUGUAGACAGAACGAAAAGAAGAGAUAACGAAAGUCAAGACUUGUAGGGGGAAGAGUGACAACAGGUUCCGUGAAGGCGUGUGACAACAACAAACAGAUUGUGGUGUGGUCUGUCGAAGAGCGUAUUGCGAAGAAAGCGAGAAAUAGCGUGUACAAGAAGAGAGACUGUUGCACGAUGUGCUAGGAGAGUGGGGGAAGAAAUCGUGUUGUUUUUCUGAUAUUGUUGAGGUGUCAGAGAAUCCGGACAGGACGCAGCCAUGGGGCGGAAGAAGAUACAGAUCACCAGGAUCAUGGAUGAGAGGAACAGACAGGUUACUUUCACAAAGAGGAAGUUUGGCCUGAUGAAAAAGGCCUAUGAGCUGAGCGUACUAUGUGACUGUGAGAUAGCCCUCAUCAUUUUCAACAGCUCUAACAAACUGUUCCAGUAUGCCAGCACAGACAUGGACAAAGUGUUGCUGAAAUACACAGAGUACAACGAGCCCCAUGAGAGCAGAACCAACUCUGACAUUGUAGAGGCGCUAAACAAGAAAGAACACAGAGGUUGUGAUAGCCCGGACCCUGAUGCCUCAUAUGUCCUCACUCCUCACACUGAAGAAAAGUAUAAAAAAAUUAAUGAGGAGUUUGAUAAUAUGAUGAGAAAUCAUAAAAUCCCCACAGCAUUGCCUCAGCAAAACUUCUCCAUGCAUGUGGCAGUGCCUGUGUCCAAUCCUAAUGCCAUGUACCAGCCAGGAGGGACUCUGGGCAGCCAAGCCCUGGCAGCAGCUACAGCCUCCUUGAGUGACAGUGGGAUGCUGUCCCCUCCACAGGCCUCUCUGCACAGGAAUGUGGGCUCAAGUGGAGGACCCCAGAGGCCCCCCAGUGCAGGUGGCAUGCUGGAUACCACAGACCUUUCAGUGCCAAGCGGUGUGGGCUCCAGCCCAGCGGGAAAUGGUUUUGUUAACCCCAGGGGCUCUCCGGGCGUCCUCAGCACACCCAGCGGCAAUGGCCUGGGUAAAGUCAUGCCCACCAAGUCUCCACCACCCCCUGGAGGGAACAUGGGAAUGGGAAGCCGCAAGCCAGACCUAAGGGUGGUUAUCCCUCCAUCUAGCAAAGGGAUGAUGCCCCCACUGUCGGAGGAGGAGGAAAUGGAUUUGAACACCCAGAGGAUAAGCAGCUCUCAGUCCACCCAGCCACUGGCCACUCCAGUAGUGUCCGUCACCACCCCGAGCUUACCCCCACAGCCUGGCCUGGUCUACUCAGGCAUGCCCACCUCCUACAACCCUGCUGAGUUCUCCCUGAGCAGUGCAGAGAUCUCUUCCCUGCAGGGCUUCAGCUCUCCCGGGCUCUCACUGGGCUCCAUGUCGGCAUGGCAACAGCAUCAACUGGGCCAGGCAGCUCUUAAUUCUUUGGUUGGUGGAGGUCACCUACCUCAGGGCUCCAACCUCUCCAUCAACACCAGCCAGAGCAUAAACAUCAAGUCCGAGCCCAUUUCGCCGCCACGGGAGCGUGUCACCCCCUCUGGCUUCCCUCCUCAACAGCCGCAUCAAGGGUCCAGCCGACACGAAGUUCUGGGACGUUCACCUGCCGACAGCCUCAGCUCCUCCUGUAGCUCUUAUGACGGGAGCGAUCGUGAGGACCACCGGCCAGACUUCCACUCCCCGCUGGGGCUGGGAAGACCCCCUGCUGGCUCUGAGGACAGGGAGAGCCCCUCGGUCAAGCGCUUGCGCAUGGACACAUGGGUGACAUAAAGAGCCCCGAUCACGCCUCCAGUCACCAGCCAGUCAGAGAGAGGGAGGGGUUAGACAUGGAGAUAAAAGAAAGAGCAAGGGUCCUUAGAGCUUUUGUUAUGAUACUAUUAUCCAACUCCAUUUCAAUUUGUAAGACUGAGUGGAAAAUGUUAAAAGACGUGUCAGGACAUAUCUAAAGUAAAUUCUCAAGCUGAUCCAGUAAGAUUAAAACAAAUCUCAGUUAGCUGGACUGAAUUAUAUGCACAGGCAGGUGGUAUCAGGUACUUGGUGCAAUUUAGAUGGUGUUUGCAGAAAAAAGAUGUUCAGAGAAAAUUGUUUAAAAAUAGGCGGUAGAUUAUUGUAUUCACUGGUCUAGUCAGACACUUACAUGUAGUUGCUGUAUUGCUGUGCUUGCAAGUUGCAAUCAGAGAGCGUUGUGUUGCUUUCAGGCUGAGGGCCCUUACAUAUUAUGUUCACUGCAAGAACUGUAACCAUACAAGACUUUAUCUCAAGUGGCCUCUUCUAACUUAUGUAUUCUGUUUAUCAGGAAAUACAGACAGAGUUAAUAAAUACUACACAGGAAUUUUGAUCACACAAUAAAUAAUUGCAACAUUUGAGACUACUUUAGUGAAUAAAUGAAACCAUACUGUUGAAGGUCAAAAUGAAAUAACAGAAUUUAUUGCAAUAAUGACAUCCAAUUCAUUUUAUAAUUUAAUAGAGUAGGAUAUAUAAGUGUGCAAUUAAGAUAAUGCGAACCUGUCCAGUUGAACUGGUGUGAAAAUAAACAUGUUCACGUUUGUGUAACAGUUCAUCAGUAAUAUAAGCCAAAGCUGUUCUUUUUGUGUUGUUUUGUACAGUUGCUAUGGUUUCCUAACAAUUCACUCAAAUGCACCAUUUCGUUCAUCAUAGUUUUAUUUUUUAUUGUGCUUUAUUGCAAACCGUGUAAAGUCAUGUAAACCAGAUCUUGAAUUGAUAUUCUAAAGCCAUGAACAUUUUGCUGUUCUGUUUGUAUAAUUGAACAUUUGAGCCAAACCUUUUAUUUUGUUGUGUAAAUAGCAACUUUAAUAUAUACCACCAGGGUGUGAGCACAUACUGAAUGUACUGUGCGAUCACCGUUUUCAAGAAAAGUAUAUUUUUGUGGAUUACAGCCAAGUUUACAAGAGUAGACCCUUAAAAAGUAGAUCAUUCACUGCUCAAUAUUUGCUAUUUUGUUAAUUUUACUGUAAUCUCUUCUAAAUUGAAUGAUCAGCAGAACCUCCCAUGUGUUUUUGUUUCAGAAGGUAAAUUUUUUUAUUUUUUCUCUCUUUAUUAGUGGUGACUGUUUUGUCCUGAAGACAUUGUUUUAACAAUGCUGUGAGGUUGAAGUUCCACUAUUUUCAUAUUUGUGAAGGAUGAUCACAAGGCUAGGGGAAAUAAGGUUUCUUCCCUCCUAUUGUGUUAAGCUUAUGUUAGUUGUAUACCAGCAGCUGCUGAAUACACUGCCAACAUUCAAACCCAAGGUCCCGGCCCCACACUGAAGAAUUAUCUAUUGUUACUGCAUGUAGCUCAACUGAAAGACAUGCCGUCUCUCAAGCCCUUUCCACUAUCCUGUUACUGGUUCAUUGAAUUAAAGCAGAAGACAGAAAGUGGCUGCCGACCUUCACACAAAACUGAUAAUGCCUGUGCUCGUAUGUGGUUGUAAAUAUCGCAGUCUACUGGAAAUGUCUGUCAUAAUGAUGUACAAAAAUACUCAUGUGUUUCCUUAAUUGGCCCCAGAAAUUGUAUCUUAUACCAAUGCUACUGUUACUAGUAAGGGUACUAUAGGUUAAGGAACCUUAGGAGCCAGAAAAGUGAAAAUAUGAAGGUGCUGAAGUCAUGUACGCGAAAGGUGAUGCUUGUGUCAGCGCACCGGGCGGCGACAGAAGGGGGGAAAGGGGGCUGUGACUUGUUUUCUUCUUCAUCAUCACGGAAGCAAAUAAUUCAGCAGCUAAUUUGUGACAACAACUCAAUGUCAUUGACUUUAAUCUCACUGCUGGACUGCACACAUUUGUAUGAGAAGUUUGCUGUACGAGAAAGGCAUCGCUGUGCAUUCGCCGGCACACCUCUUGUGUGUGUUCCUGAGGUUUCUGUUCCCCAUCGUCAAACUCCAUGGUAGUUCUCAGAAACACACCCGUAAAAGAUCUAUGCAGUUUUAUUCCCAAUUCACCUGACAUAUACGGAAUAUGAUGUCAUUACAGGCCAUAUUUAGUCCACAAAGCGUUGGUAAGAAGGGCAUCUGGGAGAUGACCGUUGCCUCUUAUCCUGAAGUGCCACAGCUGGAGGUUGCUGGACUACAAGUUACAUAUAAUGCAUUUUAUUAAAAGCUUUGAUUUGGAUACCCCGGGGCAAUCUCUUCAUAUUCAUAUGCAUUGCUAAACAUAUUUUACAUAACGUGUAGUAAUCCAUAAUGUAAUCCAGUUUAACACAGCUGGUGAAAAUAGCAAUAAUAAAUGACAAAAAUUGCCUGCCCCUCUUGGCAGCGCCACCUCGUAGUUGAGCACAUACUUCAGCACUUGAUAACAUAUCAGGGAAUUUUGUAGUUUCUCUAUCUACAGUAUAUGCACAGUUAGGAAAUGCCUUAUCCCAAAGACAAAUUCAGCCAUUUUUAUUUUUAUUUUCUCUCUGUAAAAACAGAAAAGACAAUUCAGAUAUCAUUUAAACUUGACCAGAUCUGCCUCUUCUCAGAAAAGACUCACACAAGAGAAUGCACGGUGAAUGCACUGUGAUACACUUUGCUCUGCCAAAUUGUGCACAACUGAUGAAUGUGAAAGAAAAGGGUAAUCAAUGAACCUUUGUAGAGGACUCUCUUCACUUUGCUGUGUAACAGUACACUGCUUUGCUUCAUGGCUUUUAUAAACAGAACUAUGUGUUUGGUAAGUGUUUGUAGUUGAUAGUUCACUUAACUAAAGAAGCUGUUUUCGGUUUGAGCGCUCAGACCGUUUGGUGGCACAAGCUGGACUUUGUUGCCAAUAAUGAAAUUAUUUGUUUCAAAAUCGAAAGAGAUUUUAAGUUAAUCUACAUUUUGUUUCCCUUGAAUGUGUUAUUUUAUUUUCAUCAUACAAUAAAUAUUCAAGUGAACUUUUUAUUAAACAAUUAAGAUACUAUGCUAGAUAUUGUUGUACAAAAUUUGUAUUCUUCACAAAAGUACAAAUAUUGGCUUUUAAUGUGUAAUUUAGGUUAUCUCUCUUAUUCUGUAUAAAAUGAAGUAAACAACUCUUACAUAGAAUUUGUUCUCCUGUGAAGUCCCAAACAGUAGAAACUGUCAACUUUAUUAAACACCUCAGUGUAUGCUCAAUCUGAA